UUUAAAUGCGACUGCCGGUGUGACGUCAUCGUCCUGCGCCACGCGCGAGAGAGAGAGCCCGGUGGUAAAACGGCAAAGUCAAGCGAGAUAGGCAGUGAAAUAUCAACCGACAGCUUAAUACGCUAAACUGUGUGUGAGAGGUGCGUGAAGAUGAACAGUGUCGGCGAGGGCUGCACGGAGCUCAAGCGCGAAUAUGACCAGUGCUUUAACCGCUGGUUUGCAGAGAAAUUCCUGAAGGGAGACCGAAGCGCGGAUCCCUGCAGCGAGCUAUUCAACAAAUACCACACGUGUGUUCAGAAAGCCAUCAAGGAGAAGGACAUCCCUAUAGAGGGUGUGGAGUUCAUGGGCCCGAACAGCGAGAAAGCAGACAGCUGAUGCUCAUCUCACUGUGACUGAUGUUGGUUUAUCUUUGUUUUAAUGUGAUAAAGACAGAUGUGGCGCCAUCAUCAGGACGCAAAGACUGCAGCGCUGGCCUUCUGAUGGACAUCUGGAUUAAGUGCACAUUGAUGAGACUGAAAACUCUACAUUUGGUUAUUUGCCUGUUCAAUCAUUAUAAAAGAGGGAUCGUUUGGCAUGUGGGGAAAUGCAUUCAGAUCAUUCGAUCAGCUGUGUGUUUGGGUUUCAUGUGCCUCUGAAUUAUUAUUAUUUUUAAUGUAGAGUAAGGCACGGUGUACAGAUGAAGUGUGGGUGCUUUAUUUUCAUUGCAGACUAAUCAUUGAUGAGAGCAAUUGUUUUAUUUCUGCUUCCAUAACCGUGAUUUGGACACUACCAUUUUGGGAAGAGGGAGUGUAAUGGUGUUUAUAUUUAAAUAAAUAAUUCAAGAGAUAAUUAACAGAUUUAAGUUAUGAGUAGGAGAAUCAAAGCUUUCUGGAACUUAAAAUAAAGCGUGCCGAAUGAUAGUUCUGAAAUGUCUGGUGAACUCAAACAUGCAUAAAAUGCCUUUUGCAAAUCAACUGCAGAUGAUUUUUGAAGGUGUUAUCUAUGAAAUGCAUUUAAUGAUUAAAUAUGAAUUGUCUAUUUUAUGUGUGUUAUAUAUAAUUUAGUACAUUUUAAGGCAGUGGUUCUCAAACUUUUUUCC
Messenger RNA from Danio rerio (zebrafish), 1078 nucleotides. It is a transcript of the gene triap1, whose product is annotated as TP53 regulated inhibitor of apoptosis 1. NCBI's taxonomy places the organism in Eukaryota, Metazoa, Chordata, Actinopteri, Cypriniformes, Danionidae. The record is from RefSeq and is marked validated.